Molecule: messenger RNA, 831 nt
Organism: Bathycoccus prasinos
Lineage: Eukaryota; Viridiplantae; Chlorophyta; Mamiellophyceae; Mamiellales; Bathycoccaceae
Product: 40S ribosomal protein S4
Exons: 2
Coding region: 1-831 (276 amino acids)
Biological process (GO): translation
Cellular component (GO): ribosome; cytosolic small ribosomal subunit
Molecular function (GO): structural constituent of ribosome; RNA binding
Source: RefSeq, a predicted model, not a curated record
AUGGCGCCUUGGAAGAGCAUUUUUUCUAAAAAAGGCGGCGAAGAUAUGGAUGUCGUCGACGAGAUUCGUUUGAAAGCAUUUCAUUCGCACGGCGGAGUGUUCAUAGCGAACGAAUAUCGCGCGAUUGAUCGUUUAUAUCGUUCGGAAGAAGGCUGUCCGCACAAGUCUCGCGAAUGCCUCCCGUUGUGCUUGAUCUUGAGAAACCGUUUGAAGUACGCGUUGAACUACAAGGAAGUCACGACGAUUCUUCAACAACGCUUGGUCAAGGUUGACGGUAAAAUUCGAAUGGAGAAGUGCUAUCCGUGCGGUAUCAUGGACGUUGUCGACAUUGAAAAGACGGACGAACACUUCCGUUUGAUGUACGACCAGAAAGGUCGAUUUGUCGUGCACAGAAUCACCGGUAUUGAAGCGCAAUACAAGUUGUGCAAGGUGAUCAAGAAGAAGUUGGGCGACAAGGGCGUUCCGUGCGUGCAGUUGCACGACUCGAGAACCAUCCGAUACCCGGAUCCUAUGAUCAAGGAAGGUGACUCCGUCAUGGUUGACAUCGCUUCCAACAAAAUCACCGACUUUGUCAAGUUUGACGCCGGUGCUUUGUGCAUGGUUACCGGUGGUAGAAACGCCGGUCGUGUCGGUAUCGUCAACAGACGCGAAAAGCACAAGGGCUCCUUUGAAGUCGUCCACUUGACCGAUGCCGCUGGCCAAAACUUUGCCACCCGAUUCUCGAACGUUUUCGCCAUUGGUACCGGCAACAAGCCGAUGGUUUCUUUGCCGAAGGGCAAGGGUAUCAAGUUGACCAUCCUCGAAGAGCAAAGAAAGCAAGAAGACAACUAA